AUGGGGACUAGUGUAGCAGCGCGGGUCCUGGCAGCGGCGGCGGCGCCCGAGGUGGCCGGCCUGCAGGGUCAGGCUCGGGCGGGCCGCUGGCAGGGCCACCGCCGCUCCCCAGCACCAACACUAACCAUCACAACUGGUGUCACCUGGAAGUGGGUGCCAUCCAAACACACGUACCCGGCGGCAGAGUUUGGGCGGCAGCAAGACUCGCCUCCUCCAGGUCUGGUAAGCAUCCAUGCCAGGACGAUCUGCUCUGCUUCACCGCCGGCGAGGAGGACGUACCCCAGGCAACAUCCGCUGCAUUCAAGUGGCGGUGGUGAUGGUGGCGGCGGCGGCGGCGGCGGCGAUGGCGGCGGCGACGCUGAAGCUGCCAGUAUAGCGGCCUCUAGGGGUGUCCGUGUAGAGAUGGCGGCCCCAGGUGUCCGAGAGAUGGCGGCCUCCAGUUGUGUCCGUGUAGAGAUGCAGGCCUCAG
Messenger RNA from Homarus americanus (American lobster), 469 nucleotides. Its product is annotated as homeobox protein Hox-D9-like. The annotation marks the transcript as partial. Lineage: Eukaryota; Metazoa; Arthropoda; Malacostraca; Decapoda; Nephropidae. The record is from RefSeq and is a predicted model, not a curated record. The transcript has 3 exons.